CUAACUUAACUCAUCUAAUUUUUGGUAACCCAAUCCUUGAAUCUGAAUCGCAAGGCAAUGGAAACAAUUUCCCUUCCUUCCCCUGUACUUCAUCCUCUGAAACCAUUCCCAGCCAAGCCCCGUUACCGGAAAACCGGCACCGUUGAACAUGAGAAGAAGAAGAAGAAGCCCAUUAAGGUCCUCGCCGGAAAAAGAGAUGCCUACAACCGGGAAUAUAACGGCCGGCUUGUCGAUGAGAACAUGAUCGUUUUACGAAAACGCAUUCUGGAGAUUAAGAUGGUAGAGCAGAAGCAUGAACCUCCUUCCGAUUGGAUGGAGUGGGAGAAGCGAUAUUACGCCGAUUACAACUCGGAUAUCUGUGAAGCAAUGGGAUUAUUGCAAACCAAGCUGAUGAAUACCCGGCCAAGCUUGGCUCUGGGAACGAUGGGUCUUCUUAUACUGAGCGUCCCUAUAUCGACGGUCGUAACCUUGUCUCAUCUGAUUGAGAUAACCAAGUUGAUCCUAUAUUCGAUUCAUCUCAGUUGAAAUUGUUUUUCUUUUAAUCUGAUUCAUUGUAUAUAAAUGGCAAUUUGGAUAGAAAGAAAGGAGUCCGUCUAUGAAUAUAUCUACAUUUUCUGGUUGUUUA
This is a messenger RNA of Nelumbo nucifera (sacred lotus), 625 nucleotides long. NCBI's taxonomy places the organism in Eukaryota, Viridiplantae, Streptophyta, Magnoliopsida, Proteales, Nelumbonaceae. The record is from RefSeq and is a predicted model, not a curated record.